AUGAAAGUGGAGAAUAAUGAUUUGGAAGAGCAACCUAUUAAAUUGGAGCCAGAAGAUUACUCUAUGGAACCCGUUUCUAGGUCUUUCAAUAAUGGAGUUCUCGGCCUUGGACUCCUAACUAGUCUAUUCCCUGGCCCCAGAGAAAAUUUAGAAAGAAGGUUCGUGAUCAAAGAAUACCAAAGGGAGCUAGAGUACCAAGAAUUAGUUCUAGAGGCAAUAGAAUCAGGAGAUGAAUUAGGAGAUCAGAACGAAAUGGAAUCAGAAGAUGAUAAAGAAAAUGCUGACCCGGAAACAGAAGGUGAAAAAAAUAAAAAAAUCUGGCAAGAUUGUAAUGAUGACGAUAAAACCAUAGCAACCCAAGAAGGAGAAGAUGGAUGCCACAAAGUACAAAAUGAAAGAGAAGUAUUUAUGGUGAAAGUAGAAGAUGAAGAAGGGCAGAAAGGAUAUAUAAAAAUAGAAGACGUCUUACCUGAACCCGUCUCUAACGAAGUCAACAGCCAAGUCUGGACCCAAAAUAUGACCCCACUGUACUUCAAGAUGUCUAGUGAAUACCAUAAUGCGUUAAGCUUUCUCCACCUGAAUCGAUACUAUGGAAAGACUUUCCACUUGUAUUCACACCCAAUUGAGCUUGAACACUUCACCUUGGAAGUGAUAAACUGA
This is a messenger RNA of Dentiscutata heterogama, 660 nucleotides long. The record is from the annotation of a GenBank genome assembly. NCBI's taxonomy places the organism in Eukaryota, Fungi, Glomeromycota, Glomeromycetes, Diversisporales, Gigasporaceae.